Messenger RNA from Amoebophrya sp. A120, 782 nucleotides. The record is from the annotation of a GenBank genome assembly. NCBI's taxonomy places the organism in Eukaryota, Dinophyceae, Syndiniales, Amoebophryaceae.
UUUGUCAACAAAUCUACAAAAAUGUACUCCAAGAUCCUUGCUGCGUGCCUCGUUGGCAGCGUUGCUGCUGAUAGUGAGCCGCUGAUCCAAGUUGCCCUGGCGCCGCCAGUGGAUGCGGGGAGUAGCUUCUCGUCCUAUGGGAAGGCGGAAUCCGCCAUGGAAGCUUCUGGCGUGAGCAGUCUCCAGAAGGCCAUGUCUUCCGCACUGGCAUCCGCAAAGGCAGAGAUUGACGCUGUGGUACACCACUCCUCCUUUCUGCAAGGCGCACCAGUUUUCAUUCGCGUGAUGAGUGGCCCGGAGUCGGGUGCUUCCGCUGGUCGCGUUGCGGCUUUUGAAAACGUGCGAUCUGAUCUGGAAUCCAAGCGCAUUGCGCAAGCCACCGCGGAGUUUGGCGCUCUGGCCAAGAUUGUCAUCGGGGAGUUGAAGAGCGCGCUGCAUGGGAGUUUUCUGCAGAAAGGAGCGGGAUCUAUCGGCGUCAAGGUCAAGGCUUCUGACAUUCCGUGGGCGUCCACCGUGGAUCUGCUGCAGGCCACUGAAUCCUCGCGCGACGCGUCGGAGGUUGCUCUGCAGGGCAAAAUCUUGGACAUGCAGAUCCAGUUCGUCAAGGCGUUGAACGGGAUGAUCGCCUCUGCAUUGGGCUAAAUUCCGUCUCUAUGUCCCAACAGCAUUUGUGCUGACAAUUCUGCUGAAUGUUGCGCGUUAAAUGAAAAGUGCAGGCCGCGAUGAUAUUUGUGAAUCUGCAGUGGCAGCUGGGCCACUUUUCCUCGUGCACAGGAUCCAAG